Metarhizium brunneum ARSEF 3297 is the source of this 1242-nucleotide messenger RNA. RefSeq lists its product as uncharacterized. NCBI's taxonomy places the organism in Eukaryota, Fungi, Ascomycota, Sordariomycetes, Hypocreales, Clavicipitaceae. The record is from RefSeq and is a predicted model, not a curated record.
AUGCCAAAUACGUCCCCAAACGCCAACUGGGUCACGUCCGACAGCCUGGAUGCAGGCGCCAACAGGAUCCACGGGCAAAUCCAGGCGGUUCUGGCUACUGCCAACUUUGAAUACCUCCAAGAGGUGGCGCUCCUCUCCCGCAAAGCUCGAGAUAAAAGCAUUCCAGCAGGCGUCACCUGUACCAUUGACUCGAAGAUUUUCACAUACGGCAUGAACAAUCUCGUGCUCAAAGUUGGGUUUUCCGACCAUGUGAACUGGAUUGCUAGGGUCCAGCACGUACCAGUGGACUUGUCUCACGCCCGCGACCAUGCCAUGGAUAUGCUGAGUGAAAUUGCCACCAUGAAAACUCUCAAAAGCCGAACAACUAUACCAGUUCCAGAGGUUUUUGUCUUUGACCCUUCGCUAUCUAACGAGUUUGGCUUUCCGUAUAUCCUCAUGGAGCGCCUGAAGGGCCGAGUCCUCGAUUCCACCAUUGCGAGUGACGUACCGGCUGAGUGCCUUCCACAAGUUGCAAGGCAGCUGGCAGAUGUCCUCUUCCAACUUGAAAACCUAUCUUUUGAUCGUCUUGGGCGGAUCUGGUGCGGCGAAAACUGCGAUGAGCCCCCUACGAUUAUUCCAUGGGAGAGAGUGGAUACGGCCUCGGCGAUACCACAUAUUGAAACAUCGCUAGAGUGGUUUUAUUUGUCGCGGCAGAACGCAAAUAGGAGUGCUCUUGAGGCGCAUGCUAGCGAUCCAGAGUGGACGACCGCUUGCUGGGUUUUAAAGACGGCCAUCUCUCAUAUUAUUAUUGAGGACAGGCUUCGUGGACCCUUCCCCCUGUGCCACUUUGACCUUCACUAUGGAAACCUUCUUUUUGACGAUGAGUAUAACUUGACGGGUGUGCUUGAUUGGAGUCUGACGGCGACUGCCCCAUUGGAGCGUCUGGCUGUCUCGCCGGAAUUCAUCACAUUUCCCGCGUUGCCGGACCAAGAAAACCAACCGAUUGUCGCCUUCAGAGAUGCAACCCGCAACUGUUUGCAAGAGCUGGUGAAUAAAACAGAACAAUCUUCAGCGGCUAUUGGCCGGAAAACAACGCUCUCCAUGAUUCUCGGCUCCAAACAAGCCGAAAUCACUCAUCGAUGCACCUAUAGCCGCCCACAUCGAGCUGUAUGUGAUGGGCGGUUGGUGUCCAGACUCAUUUAUGGGGACAAGGUAUCAUGGGAGCAGCUAGUUGCCGUCUAUGGGGGAAUCAAAUUUUAUUAG